AUGAAGCGAACAGACGCCAUCUCUCCUGCUGUGGCCGCUCUCGAAAAGGCCGAGAACGCAGAACAACAUCCAGCAAAAGGCUCGUAUCCGCCGAUAUCUUCGAUUCCGAACACCUCGCCCCAACGUCUCGCCCAAGCCGCCGAAGAUGCGCCCAAAGAUGUCGCGCAGUCUGCCAAAACCGUGCUUUACCUCGCCUACGGCUCCAACAUGUCGGCGGAAACAUUCCUGGGGAGGCGAAAAGUGCGGCCUCUUUCUCAAAUGAACGUCUCCGUCCCGAUCUUGCGCUUGACAUUCGACCUGCCCGGACUGCCGUACCGAGAGCCGUGCUUCGCCAAUGUCGGAUAUCGAAAGCUGCCCGAAAAGCCCAAGCUGCCCGACCCCCUUCACCCGCCAAUCGUCCCGCCGCUGAACCCGCCAAAGACGGAGCAGGAGUGGGAUGGCGGCCUCAUGGGCGUCGUAUACGAAGUGACAGAGGACGAUUGGCGAAACAUUAUGAGAACCGAAGGCGGCGGCUCAGGCUACCAGGAGAUCAUGGUUCCGUGUCUGCCAAUGCCGGCUGAUGUUGGCAUUCCCGAGAAACCGUUCCCGCCGGUGCCCACGUUGCCGAAGCCCUUCCUCGCGACAACGCUGUAUGCGCCCUAUGUCCCGCUCGAACCAGAUUCAGACAAGAAGAAUUGGUGGGCCAGGUUUGUCGUUGGUCCUCAUAGACCAAAGCCCGACUAUGCUCAGCCGAGUGCCCGAUACCUGAAGCUCUUGCAAGACGGCGCACGAGAGCACAAUCUUCCCCAGGCCUAUCAGGACUAUCUGGCCUCGAUGCAGCCCUACACCGCGACGACGAUGAGGCAGAAGAUUGGGCAGAACCUGUUCCUCCUCUUCUGGGCACCGAUGCUGAUAUACUUUUUCGGAAUAACGACGCUCUUGGCGGAUGAGAGAGGAAAGGUUCCGCGGUGGUCUGCAAACACGAUAUCGGGGCUGUUUGGCAUCAUGUGGUACAGCUACGACAAGCUCUUCAUUUUCAUCUUUGGCGACGGCGAGCGAACGCAAGAUUCAAAGGACAAUUCGAAGCGACGAAAGUCAUGGUCAGUUGGAACAGACGAGGAGAAGGCGUCUUUGAUGCAAGAGAGUGAAGAAGAGGAAGAGUAA
Trichoderma aggressivum f. europaeum is the source of this 1143-nucleotide messenger RNA. RefSeq lists its product as uncharacterized. NCBI's taxonomy places the organism in Eukaryota, Fungi, Ascomycota, Sordariomycetes, Hypocreales, Hypocreaceae. The record is from RefSeq and is a predicted model, not a curated record. Bases 1 to 1143 code for a protein of 380 amino acids. Gene Ontology annotation, molecular function: gamma-glutamylcyclotransferase activity. The transcript has a single exon.